This is a messenger RNA of Verruconis gallopava, 1766 nucleotides long. RefSeq lists its product as uncharacterized. Lineage: Eukaryota; Fungi; Ascomycota; Dothideomycetes; Venturiales; Sympoventuriaceae. The transcript is spliced from 4 exons. Gene Ontology annotation, biological process: CAAX-box protein processing. The record is from RefSeq and is a predicted model, not a curated record. Gene Ontology annotation, cellular component: endoplasmic reticulum membrane. Bases 152 to 1540 code for a protein of 462 amino acids. Gene Ontology annotation, molecular function: metalloendopeptidase activity.
CUAGCAGCUACGCUGGACCACGAACUGUUCCACGCGAACAUCGCUCGCUCUGUCACAGUUCGCUCCAUCAACCGAGGAAGACAGAGGCAAACAGACAGAGAGAGAAAGUGUGUGUGUGUGUCUGUGCCCUUGGACUGUUACUCUCGUCAAGAUGAUUCAGGAUCUGCUGGCGAGGCUCGCCCGCGCCGUUGACCAGGCCUGGAUACCGUGGAAGAACAUCGUUGUUGGCUUUUCUGUCGGCAUCUUUGGUCUAGAGAACCUGCUGCUCUGGAGACAAUACGGCGUCCUCAAACGAACUGUUCGUCCUAAGGCACUCACUGCAGAAAUCGACCAGGAAACCUUUGACAAGUCCCAGGCAUACGGUCGUGCCAAAGCCAAGUUCAGCUUCUUCUCCUCCGUCUUCGGUCUCGUCACUAAGCUUGCCAUCAUCCACUACGAUGUCUGGCCCAAGGUCUGGUCGCUUGUCGGUACUCACAUCAUAACGCCUUACCUGUCUGGCACGCGCUUCUCCGGUGAGAUCACGCACUCGCUCAUCUUUUUCUUCCUGUUCGGCAUCAUCGACACGAUCAUAGAACUGCCUCUGUCGUACUACCACCACUUCGUGCUCGAGGAGAAGUUUGGCUUCAAUAAGAUGACGGUUGGAUUAUGGCUUACGGACAAGGUUAAGGGACAACUCCUGCAGAUUGCGUUCGGCGUUCCAAUCGGUGCGGCCAUCCUUGCCAUCAUCAAGAAGACCGGCCAGAACUUCUUCUACUACCUGUGGCUCUUCACGCUGGGCGUUUCUCUCAUAGGCGUCACCAUCUACCCGAUCUUGAUUGUCCCGCUCUUCAAUAAGCUCACCCCCUUGAAACCUGGCCCGCUGAAGGAGUCGAUCGACGCUCUGGCUAAGAAGCUCAAUUUCCCUCUCAGCGAGCUGCAGGUCAUCGAUGGCAGCAAGCGCUCUUCACACAGCAAUGCGUACUUCACCGGUCUGCCGUGGAAGAAGAAGAUCGUCAUCUACGACACGCUUCUAGAGCAGUCUGAUGACAGGGAGGUCGAGGCCGUGCUAGCCCACGAACUGGGCCACUGGAGUAUGAGCCACACGACAAAGCUCCUCGCCAUCAGCCAGUUCCACGUAUUCUACGUUUUCGCCCUGUUUUCGGCCUUUGUCAACAACAAGAGCAUGUACCGUAGCUUUGGUUUCGAGAGAGAGAUGCCUGUGUUGAUUGGCUUCAUGCUGUUCAACGAGGUGUUUGGCCCGACGGACUCGAUCAUCAAGCUGUUCAUGAACAUCAUUACCAGAACGUUUGAGUUCCAGGCCGACAACUUUGCCCUUAAGCUGGGCUACCAGGCCGAGCUGGCGCAGGCGCUUAUCAAGCUCCAGAUCAAGAACCUGUCUUCCAUGGAUGCCGACUUCUACUACUCAAGCUACCACUACUCGCAUCCAAUUUUGACCGAGCGGCUGAAGGCCAUCCAGUGGACGGGUGAGAAGAAGGCCCAAUUCAAGAAGGCGCCGGAGAAAGACGCGGCUGCGGAUCUCGCGACGGGUCGCGAGCUGUAACAAGUGCCCGGAUAGAGUUGUUUAUAGAAUGAGCCGAUCUUGGAACCCGCCUCAACACGUGCAUCUGUGUGUGCAACUUGUAAAAGGCUUGAAACACUUUGGCGCUGAACCAAGACACGGGCUCUCUCCGUAGACUGCACAUCUAGAUGCUACUAGAAAGCAGUGGUAAAAAAGUUGCAACCGUCGUCACUUCCGUUCUCAAUCUUCAGCCAUCUUCCUCCUUUUG